GGAGCCGGGAGCCGGGAGCCGGGCAGCACCUUGCGGCGGGCGGAAGUUUGUGCCUGUUGCCUCUUGUCCUGUUGCUGGAUACCACCAAGAGGAGCCUGGUUUCAUCUUCUUUACACCUCCAUCAGUAACGGCCUCCCCAACUGAAGAUGUCGAACAAUGGGGUUGAAACAGAAGACAAACCACCUGCUCCUCCAAUGAGAAAUACCAGCACUAUGAUUGGAGCGGGAAGCAAAGAUCCUGGGACUUUAAACCAUGGCUCCAAACCUUUGCCUCCCAACCCGGAGGAGAAGAAAAGGAAGGACCGAUUUUACCGCUCUAUUUUACCAGGAGAUAAAACUAAUAAAAAGAAAGAGAAAGAGCGGCCCGAGAUCUCCCUCCCUUCAGACUUCGAGCACACGAUUCAUGUGGGGUUUGAUGCAGUCACGGGAGAGUUCACAGGAAUGCCAGAGCAAUGGGCACGUUUACUGCAGACUUCCAACAUCACCAAGUCGGAGCAGAAGAAGAACCCUCAGGCAGUGCUGGAUGUGUUGGAGUUUUACAACUCCAAGAAGAUUUCCAACAGCCAGAAGUACAUGAGUUUCACAGAUAAAUCCACAGAGGAUUACAAUUCAUCAAAUACGUUGAAUGUGAAAGCUGUCUCCGAGAGCCCUGCAGUGCCCUCAGUGUCUGAAGAUGAAGAUGAUGAAGAUGAUGCAGCUCCACCCCCUGUGAUAGCUCCGCGACCUGAACACACGAAAUCUAUCUACACCCGCUCUGUGAUAGACCCUCUGCCUCCUCCAACCAGAGAUGUGGCCACCUCUCCUAUUUCUUCUCCCUCGGAGAACAGCACAGCGGCGCCCGAUGCGCUGGUCAGGAACAUGGAGAAACAGAAGAAAAAGCCAAAAAUGUCAGAUGAGGAGAUCUUGGAAAAAUUAAGAAGCAUUGUGAGUGUGGGUGACCCCAAAAAGAAGUACACGUGUUUCGAGAAGAUCGGACAAGGAGCCUCAGGUACAGUUUACACAGCAAUGGAUGUAGCUACAGGGCAGGAGGUUGCAAUCAAGCAGAUGAAUCUGCAGCAGCAGCCCAAAAAGGAACUGAUUAUUAAUGAAAUCCUUGUGAUGAGGGAAAACAAAAACCCCAACAUUGUCAACUACUUGGACAGUUACCUUGUAGGAGAAGAGCUCUGGGUGGUCAUGGAGUACCUGGCAGGAGGCUCCCUCACAGAUGUUGUGACCGAGACCUGCAUGGAUGAAGGACAGAUCGCAGCCGUGUGCCGAGAGUGUCUCCAAGCUCUGGAAUUCCUCCAUUCAAACCAAGUUAUUCACAGAGACAUCAAGAGUGACAACAUCCUGCUGGGAAUGGACGGCUCUGUCAAACUAACUGACUUCGGGUUCUGUGCCCAGAUCACUCCCGAGCAGAGCAAACGCAGCACCAUGGUGGGGACCCCGUACUGGAUGGCACCUGAAGUGGUGACACGGAAAGCAUAUGGGCCCAAAGUGGAUAUCUGGUCACUGGGGAUAAUGGCCAUCGAGAUGAUUGAAGGGGAGCCCCCCUAUCUCAAUGAGAACCCCCUAAGAGCCCUGUAUCUCAUUGCCACUAAUGGGACUCCAGAACUGCAGAACCCAGAGAAGCUUUCACCCAUCUUCAGAGACUUCUUAAACCGUUGUCUUGAAAUGGAUGUGGAAAAGAGAGGUUCUGCCAAAGAGCUGCUGCAGCACCAGUUCCUGAAAAUUGCCAAGCCUCUCUCUAGCCUCACUCCUCUGAUUAUUGCAGCUAAAGAGGCAGCCAAGAACAACCAUUAAAGUGAUGGAGUCAACACAAGUCGUUGUGUCAAUGACUCUGAGAUGCUCAUUUCAGAGACUGAAUUACUGCUCCGUCUCCCUUUCUGCUCCUUCUUCACAAGGGGCUUCUUAAAACUGAUCUGCCCUGAAGGGUGCCAGUGCCAUUGUCACUGAAUGUGUAAGGGCACCCAACAGGGACAUCUUAAAGAGUGAACUGCCUUCCCGUCCGUGUGAUGGGAGAGGGGAAGAGUAUUUUGUAUGGUUGAGAAGAUCUGAGAACGUCUGAUCCUGACCUACAUGUAGCGAAGCCAGUUUGCUUCCAUAGUUCUUACUGGGUUCAUUUGUAAGAAUCAUGUGGAGCCUUAGACCAUGCUUAUUGUAAUAAAGGAAAUCUUUUGCUGCCUGGACUUUGCCUGCUUCUGCCAAGCUGCUGUUACCCCACUGAGGCUGCUUUGGAGGACUGGAAAAGAGAAGGAAUGAAGCAGCAGCGAUGUGAAGAGUGCAGCAACCAAAGGGGGAAUGAGGGUGUGAAUACACAUCCCUCCAUCAGCACCGCUGGAUCCUUAGAGGGAGGAUGGAAAAGCCUCUGUGUGCUUCCUGCAGCCAUUGGAGUAGCUAAUUCAUGGAUAAUCCUUUUGCCAAAUUGUGUGGAUUGGGGGUUCCCUCCCCUUUUAGUUUCAACUGAACAACAUUUCUAUGUCCUAGGAGGUAAAUCACAGGAAGAAUUGUCAGCCAGCUCUAUUUUAUCAGUGCUACGAGGCUUCUUAGAGGACCCUUGCCCUGUGUUCUGAAGCAAACAGAGCAAUUACUGCGAUAAAGAUAAGCUUUGCCAGCAAAAUGAUGUGGAAAACUCUUGGUUCUUAGAGCAAGUCCAACGGAAACCAAACUGAUCACGGAUGCUGCUGUCUUGGAGACAUUGAUUUCUGGGGAAACGAGAGUGGUUUCUUUAUGCUACUGAUUCCUUCGGUGUCCAAUAGUCUGCAAACCAUGGAAGCCGGCCCUGUGAGAGGGGCUGGUUGGAAACACUGGGCUCAUGUUCAGCUGUAUACUGAUUUUUUUUUUAAUCUUAAAUAAAAUGACUGCUGAGUUUCUUAA
Molecule: messenger RNA, 2855 nt
Organism: Neopsephotus bourkii (Bourke's parrot)
Lineage: Eukaryota; Metazoa; Chordata; Aves; Psittaciformes; Psittacidae
Gene: PAK1
Product: p21 (RAC1) activated kinase 1
Exons: 16
Coding region: 147-1781 (544 amino acids)
Biological process (GO): regulation of axonogenesis; intracellular signal transduction; protein phosphorylation
Cellular component (GO): cytoplasm
Molecular function (GO): ATP binding; protein serine/threonine kinase activity
Source: RefSeq, a predicted model, not a curated record